UGGCAUCUGCUAGUAAAUCUAUCACCGGAUCGAUUGGAUCAGUUGUCAUAGCUGGAGUUUUAUGUUUAUAGUGGGCUCCUCUGGGUAAAUUAUUAGCAGCAAUGAGUGGAAAUAAAAUUUAUAAUGCGUAUUUUAUCCUAAUGUCUCCGUGGUCACAGCUGGGAGCAGGGUCCGGAUGAGAACUUCAGAGCAGUCUCUGGUGAUGAAUCCACUUCUCUCUGUUUUUCUUGUACUCGCUCCCUCAGGCGUGGCCCACAUCAUGUUUAAGGUGGAGAUCAUGUCCAACGAAGACCGGGAGUGGCACGAGUCCUUUUCUCUGGUGCUGGGCCCAGAUGAUCCUGUGGAAGCAGUUCUAGGAGACAGCAGCACUGCCACAGUGACUAUUUUGGAUCAGGAGGCAGCGGGGAGCCCGAUUCUCCCAGCACCUCCCGUGGUGGUCACCGUGGCUGGUCACUACGACCGCGUGGAAGAAGUGACCAAGGAGGGUGCGAAGAAAUCCCCCUCCCCAGGCUACCCCCUCGUCUGUGUCACUCCCUGUGACCUUCACGUCCCCAAGUACGCCCUGAUGAAGGAGCGCUGCGGCGAGGCCGGGAUCAACCAGUCUUCCAUACAGUUCAGCUGGGAAGUGGCCGCCCCCACGGACGGGAACGGAAGCCCGCUGGCCUUUCGAGACCAUCACGGACAACACGCCCUUCACCAGCGUCAACCACAGGGUACGCGGGCGGGGAGGCACCGGUGGGGCUGCGGAGAUUCUGGCCUAAAAAUCUCAUUGGAUUUGGGACUAGCUGGGAGGCCUGGGUGCUUUUCAUUUAUUUCAUUUAUUUUCCAUUUCAUUCAUUUUCCAUUUAUUUUAUUCUCUAAAUCUUCAGAGUGCCAGGAAAAUACUGGUUUCUUUUAAUGUAGGGCCGUACUGGAAAUACAAA
Molecule: messenger RNA, 923 nt
Organism: Cyanistes caeruleus (blue tit)
Lineage: Eukaryota; Metazoa; Chordata; Aves; Passeriformes; Paridae
Source: RefSeq, a predicted model, not a curated record